Molecule: messenger RNA, 1729 nt
Organism: Xenopus laevis (African clawed frog)
Lineage: Eukaryota; Metazoa; Chordata; Amphibia; Anura; Pipidae
Gene: dnaja4.L
Product: DnaJ heat shock protein family (Hsp40) member A4 L homeolog
Exons: 8
Coding region: 216-1409 (397 amino acids)
Biological process (GO): response to heat; protein folding
Cellular component (GO): membrane
Molecular function (GO): ATP binding; heat shock protein binding; Hsp70 protein binding
Source: RefSeq, a predicted model, not a curated record
GAACGUUCUUACAGGGCGGGGCGGGGCUAGCUGACGGGAUCUAUUUUAACAGAAACCUUGGCCGGUUGUUGGUUCAUAGGGAAGUUGUAUGUAGUGGUGGGACCGCUUGGAAUUUCCGUAUGUUCGUUACUGCUUAAAUACGCCGCUAUUUAUAAUUCUGCCGGUUUUUACUCUGUAGCUGGGGUCAGGCUCCGCUCUAUUGCGGCUGAAGUAAAAUGGUGAAGGAGACCGCAUACUAUGAUACCCUUGGGGUGAAGCCCAAUGCCACUCCAGAUGAGAUUAAGAAGGCUUACAGGAAGCUUGCACUGAAAUAUCACCCUGAUAAGAACCCCAAUGAAGGAGAAAAGUUUAAGCAAAUCUCUCAAGCAUAUGAUGUGCUAUCGGAUUCCAAAAAAAGGGACCUCUAUGAUCAGGGUGGAGAACAAGCCAUUAAAGAAGGAGGAAUGGGAGGAGGACCCUUUUCUUCCCCUACGGACAUCUUUGACAUGUUUUUUGGUGGAGGUGGCCGCAUGAACAGAGAGAAGAGAGGUAAAAAUGUAGUUCAUCAGUUGUCUGUAUCUUUAAACGAUCUGUACAAUGGCACUAGCAGGAAACUGGCUCUACAGAAGAACGUAAUCUGUGGCAAGUGUGAAGGUCGCGGUGGUAAGAAAGGAGUAGUAGAGAAGUGUACAACAUGUAAGGGCCGUGGUGUUCAAGUGCGUAUACAUCAAAUUGGACCUGGCAUGGUUCAGCAGAUACAGUCCAUGUGCUCCGACUGCCGUGGAGAGGGUGAACGCAUUAACCCAAAAGACCGCUGCAAACAGUGCUCUGGAAACAAGGUUACCCGUGAAAAGAAGAUUCUGGAGAUACAUGUUGAUAAAGGCAUGAAAGAUGGACAAAAAAUUGUGUUCAAUGGAGAAGGUGAUCAAGAACCAGGGUUGGAGGCUGGAGAUGUGGUGAUAGUUUUGGACCAAAAAGAACAUGAUAUCUAUCAAAGGCAAGACAACGACCUGAUUAUGAAAAUGGAAAUUAAAUUAGUAGAAGCUUUGUGUGGCUUUAAAAAGCCUAUUGAGACAAUGGAUGGCAGAGUUCUCCUGGUCACCUCUUAUCCAGGUGAAGUGAUAAAGCAUGGGCAAGUAAAGAGCAUUCGAAAUGAAGGCAUGCCCUUGCAGAGGGACCCAUUUGAAAAGGGACUCUUAAUUAUUCACUUUACAGUUACUUUCCCUGACAAUCAGUGGCUUGCUGUUGAAAAGUUCCGUCUUCUAGAGGCCUUGCUUCCACCAAGAGAAGAAGAAGAAAUGGUCAGUGAUGAUAUGGAAGUUGUGGAGCUUGUGGAAUUUGAUGAGCAGGAGCAGAACAGGAAGUACAGGGGAGAGGCAUAUCAAGAAGACGAGAGUCCCAGGAGUGGAGUUCAAUGCCAAACCUCCUGAGCUUCAUGGAAUCCAAUUUGCUGAAGAAACGUUUGUGUUAGCCAUGGACUUGUGAUCUCUGCAGUAUCCAUUCCAGCAGAGCCUGUGGCACAGUUCUCAGCUAUUAUACAGACUCAUUAUUACCGUUCUCAAAUUGAAUUCUAUUUAUAAGUUCUGUUUAUGAUAUUUGUGUUAAUAGCUGGGUAUAUGAUUCAAUGCUGCUUUUUUUCACUUUACAUCUGACACUAUUGCCUGAAAUAUGACUUGUUAUGGUUAUACAUAAUUCCCUUUAAUGUUCACUUUGUUUUCUUAAUAAAUGAGAACAUUUUCUAUGUUCUUUC